AUGUCGCUCUCGCCUCCAUCGUCGCCCGAAGACCGCCGCUUUGUCUGCCCCAUCGACGGCUGCAACAAGCGCUUCAAGCGCAAGUUUACGCUCCAGGAGCACGAGAAGACCCACACGGGCCGCUUCUGCACGCGCGAGAAGCUCGUGCGCCACCUCAAGACGCACGUCGGCUUGCGGCCGUUCGAGUGCAGCGUCUGCAACAAGGCGUUUACGACGUCGGGCAACCUCGCCCGCCAUGCAAAGUCGCACCCGGAAUUGGGCUAUGGCGACAGCCAGCACGAGGCGCUCUUGUGGGAGCUCCCCGCGCUCCUCGUGCCGACCAAGAAGCGCCGCGUCGCCGAGGAACUGGCGUUGCCCCUCGCGGCAAAGCCUCCGCUGCCGCACUCGACGGCCGAGAUCGCCAUGGCCCUCUCCGACGAGCCCGAGCUCUUCGAGUGGCCAACGUUCUUCCAGCCCUAUGAUGCGGUGCCGGCACCCGCAAUGGUGUGGCCGCAAUACGCCGCCCACGCACUGAGCUUUUAUACCGAGCCGCUCCCGACCACAGUCUACUGUGCGCAAGAUUAUCUCUAUGGUAUUUAG
Messenger RNA from Saprolegnia parasitica CBS 223.65, 579 nucleotides. RefSeq lists its product as hypothetical. The transcript has 2 exons. Bases 1 to 579 code for a protein of 192 amino acids. Gene Ontology annotation, biological process: regulation of transcription by RNA polymerase II. Gene Ontology annotation, molecular function: RNA polymerase II cis-regulatory region sequence-specific DNA binding; DNA-binding transcription factor activity, RNA polymerase II-specific. NCBI's taxonomy places the organism in Eukaryota, Oomycota, Saprolegniomycetes, Saprolegniales, Saprolegniaceae. The record is from RefSeq and is a predicted model, not a curated record.